This is a messenger RNA of Hermetia illucens (black soldier fly), 1469 nucleotides long. RefSeq names its product RCC1 domain-containing protein 1. The coding region runs from base 307 to 1437 and encodes 376 amino acids. The record is from RefSeq and is a predicted model, not a curated record. NCBI's taxonomy places the organism in Eukaryota, Metazoa, Arthropoda, Insecta, Diptera, Stratiomyidae. The transcript has 4 exons.
GCUAAUGACAACUGUCUGGCGUGUCGUUAUGACAACCGGUCGUAAACAAAUGCAUGCAUUUCGGCAAUUUUAUAUUAAGUUUUGAUCGCUAUAUCCAAUUAUCGCACUAAAAAACACACACAAUCUGACAAUAUAAUUAGGAAGAAGCCGCUCACCAUUUGAAAUUCGUGUAACGACUUGCUGACACUAACAAACUUCCCGUGAAUUUGUACAAAAAUAAUUCCUCGGGAAUGGCCCGACUGUUGUCCUUAAGUUCUUGACUAUUUGACUACUAAAGGAUAUUUCCAGUGUGACUAACUUGACAAAAUGAAAAUCGCUUUGUUUUGCGGUUUUAACGGAUUCCACCAAUUCGGCACUGCGCAUGCCAAGAGGACCGAAGGGUUUUCCGAGUUAUCAUCGGAGUGGCUCGCGGGAGACAACUUGAAGUACGCCUUCUCAUGGUCCUUCAAUGUCCUGGCGCGGGGCAGAGACGUGACACUUUCAGGGUUCCUUGAGGAUGUGCCUGGUAACCAGAAGACAUUCACGUUAACGGACGAAAUAAAGUCGGUUGGAGCCACGCAUAAUUACUGUUUAGUGCUACUAUCUAAUGGCAAAUUGUAUCGAAUAAAUGCUCAUAAUUGUCUGUUGGAGGAAUUAAAUUUUACUAAUGUCGAAAGGCCUCGGAAGCGAAGCAUUUUUGGGGAGGAGAAGGACCAGGACACCUCCGACCCCAUCGACCUAAUCGCUUGUGGUCGAUACAUGUGCGUGGCGAUUACCAAAAAUAAAUGCGUCUAUAAUGUGCCGUCAAAGAUCUACGAAUUCCCGCGGCAUGUAAAGGUAAAGGAACUUGUUUGCGGGUUUGAGCACGCUUUGGCACUUACUGGUAAUGGCGACGUGUAUUCUUGGGGGAAUGGAUUGCGUGGGCAGCUGGGCCAUCCGGAGUUGAAAGUCGAGGAAGCUCCUAAAUUGAUUGACGCUCUGGCGGGGGUGAAGAUGGUUGCCAUCUCUGCUGGAGGCUGGCACAGUGCGGCGAUAUCAUCAUUUGGAGACUUGUACCUCUGGGGCUCGAAUAUAAAUGGGCAGCUUGGCGUGCGGGUUUACUCAAACAUAACUAGCCCUGAUGGAAAAGUAUUCGAAAGGAAAAAUCCAACUGUCUACGCUUUGCCUCAGGUAAUAGAGCCCGGUCCAUGUUGUGCAAAUCAGGAUCAUGGAGGAACUGAAGCCGACUCGUGUAAUGUAAGCCAGGUUGCUUGCGGAGCCAGGCACACUUUUAUCAGGAACGAAUGUGGUCGCGCUUACUACUGUGGGUGGAAUGAACACAACCAACUUGGACAAGGAAGAGAACUGAAGUUUGUUGAUGAAAUGAGAGAGUUCACGUUUGAGAAGACAUGGUCAAAUUGUACAAUCUACUGUGGUCCAUGGUGUACGCUAUUAGUUGGUCAAAAUUGUAACGAUUAGGAAUAAAUAGUUUCACCAAUAAAUUGUUAAUU